Molecule: messenger RNA, 858 nt
Organism: Fonsecaea pedrosoi CBS 271.37
Lineage: Eukaryota; Fungi; Ascomycota; Eurotiomycetes; Chaetothyriales; Herpotrichiellaceae
Exons: 1
Coding region: 1-858 (285 amino acids)
Source: RefSeq, a predicted model, not a curated record
AUGGCUACGGACCUGGACGUCACGAGAACCGGACCAGCCUUCAACUUUUCUCAUGACGUACAAGCUUGGAGAGAAUUAAUAGCAUUGGACGAUCCCAGCCAUCAGAAUGCAAAUAUGCCUUUCAAGAUCGCGUAUCACCGCGCUUUGAGCGGCGGAAGUGCCAAAAGAGAGCGGAAUAUCCGAAACUGGUGGCGUGCCCUGGUUGAAAUUCACUCCAACUUGGGUUUGACAAAGGAUUCUGAUAGAAUACCUGCGCUCAUCGGACUUGGUAAUCAGGUAUCGAGGAUCUGUGGUAAGCCGGAACCACGAUUUGGGCAUUUUCUAGACGGUCUUCCAUGGGAUUUGGGAUGGUACGUCGCCCCUGCAGACAAGCAAAGACAAAGUCCUCUGGAUUCUGUACCAUCUUGGUCUUGGGCACACAGCAUAAAUCCGGUUAAGAUGCCACGGGAAGCUGCCGACGGUAUAAAGGUACACCCGGUAUUGUUGCUUGAGCCAUCACAACUCCUCCCGACCACACUGAGACUUCCAUGCUCCGUCUUCAAAGGCUUCAGCGACAAAUUCAACGACCCCAACUUCCCCUUGACUGGAAGGUACUUUGCGGACAACGCCUCGUCCAGUGCAGUCACGGAACAGGAGCCAAACUAUAUCCUGCUGGCGUCAGUGGAAGAAGACCACACAUGGCUUUUCAUCCACGUCAAACCUGUCGACCCGGGAAAAACGCAAUUUUACCGUCUAGGGCAUUUGGAGGUAAUGGCACGAGAAGGAGGUUCAUCUAACAGAGUCCAAAUACCUGAUGCCGAAACUCUGAUGCGCGCUUGUUUCAUUUCGAUUGAAACCAUGGAGAUUGAUUUAGUCUGA